UAUAAUAUUUAGGCGCUCGCAGACUGGUCGCAUGUCGACAAAGAGAUCCAAGUCAAAGGUCAAGUUACCUGUUAACACCAACCAGUUCACAUUCAUGCGGCAAAUCGACAACAGCCAACAGGAACGCAGCGCGACGCGCGAGGAGCGCGAACGAGUUGCCAACAAUUUUCGCAGGUUGGGCAACUUCGCCUAUCGCAAAGGACAGUUUAACAAUGCCAUUGAUCUGUACAAUCAUGGAUUGGAGUACAUAACUGAUACGCCAGUUCUAUACCUGAAUCGCGCCUGUUGCUAUAUUAGGCUGCGCAGCUUUCAGCGCGCCAUCAUGGACUGUGAUUACAUAUUGAAUAAAUUGAAUCCGAAGCAUGUGCGCGCUUGGCUCUAUCGAGCUCUUGCCUUCAAGCGCCUUCACGAGGAGAACAAGUUCAACGACUGCAUACGCCAGGUGAGGCGAGUGAAUAGCAAGGAAAAGGCGUUUAUUGAUGGAUUUCUAGAAAGAAUGCAGUCAGCAUACUAAACUGCGCUUUGCAAAUUCUAUGUGUGUAAAUUCCAGAACAGAAGUGAACUUUUGGCAUGAAUUCAGUAUAAGCAAAUAAACCAGAACUACAG
Molecule: messenger RNA, 606 nt
Organism: Drosophila navojoa
Lineage: Eukaryota; Metazoa; Arthropoda; Insecta; Diptera; Drosophilidae
Product: tetratricopeptide repeat protein 12
Biological process (GO): axonemal dynein complex assembly; sperm axoneme assembly
Cellular component (GO): cytoplasm; centrosome
Molecular function (GO): protein binding
Source: RefSeq, a predicted model, not a curated record